Molecule: messenger RNA, 525 nt
Organism: Aspergillus tanneri
Lineage: Eukaryota; Fungi; Ascomycota; Eurotiomycetes; Eurotiales; Aspergillaceae
Exons: 2
Coding region: 1-525 (174 amino acids)
Molecular function (GO): iron ion binding; monooxygenase activity; oxidoreductase activity, acting on paired donors, with incorporation or reduction of molecular oxygen
Source: RefSeq, a predicted model, not a curated record
AUGGACGCACUCACUGUCUUUUUUCUCUCCGUGGCCUUGCUGCUAGGUCCUAAUAUUCUAUCAUGGCCGUUGCCAGUUAACGACAUCGCCGAGACAUUUCAAGUAUGGACCCGAAAGUAUGGCCCGAUUGUGAGUGUGAAAAUUGGGGGUCGGGACUUUAUUAUAUUGGGCACCCGCGAAGCAGCGCAAGACAUCCUAGAGAAAAGAGCCAGAAUAUACAGCUCACGACCUCCAUCGAAGUUUCUCGAUAAAUACUUGCAUAAGGGACUUUCAUCAGCCUUCAUGCCGUACGGUCCCGAAUGGCAGCUUCACCGACGGUUGUCAUCAAACCUGCUAAAUGCAAAAGCAUCAAACGCCUAUCGAUAUCUCCAAGAUAUCGAAAGCAAGCAGCUUCUUCACGAGUUUCUAUCCUCACACGAUUUUCAGUAUCCUUCCACCGAUAUACCGCGAGAAUUAUGUUUACACUUGUUUACGGAAAAGGAAGAGGAAGGGAUGAUGACGACCAUAAAAGGCUGCAUCAGAUAA